Molecule: messenger RNA, 3408 nt
Organism: Dendrobium catenatum
Lineage: Eukaryota; Viridiplantae; Streptophyta; Magnoliopsida; Asparagales; Orchidaceae
Exons: 4
Coding region: 1-3408 (1135 amino acids)
Source: RefSeq, a predicted model, not a curated record
AUGACUUGUCCAUCCUUAGCAGCUUGGAAUAUCAGGGGUUUUAAUAACCCUGAUAAAGUUCUCUGUUGUAGGAAUCUGGUUAAUGAGCAUAGGCUUGACUUAAUUUGUAUUCUUGAGAAUCGUAUCAAUUCUUCUAAUCUCCUGGAUCCUUGGUUUUGUUCUACUCACAAGGUUUUUGACAAUGAACAAAGUUUUAAUAACUUUGAGAAGGCUUCUUCUGGAAGAAUCUGGAUUAAAUGGAAUUUGGAUAAAAUUUCUUUUAUGCCUAAUUUCUCUUCCUCGCAAAUGAUCUCGGGCCAUUUGAUGAUGGGAUCUCAUUCUCUUAUGAUUCUCUCUGCUGUGUACGCCUCUAACUCUUUUGAUGAGAGGAAUAAGCUAUGGGCUGAUUUGGGAGCCGUUAAUCCUCAAGAUUCUGGGAAUCCUAUUGUCAGUCUUUAUAAAAAGCUGAAGCUUUUGAAAAGAGAGAUUAAAGCAAUAAAUUGGAGUAAUUCCAAUCUUAUUGCUAAAAAAUGUGCUUUAUUGGUUGAAAAACAAAGUAGAUAUCAAAGGAUGGUUGAUAUUGACCCACUUAAUAGAGAUUUAUGUGGAGAUCUCAAAAAGAUCACGGCUGAAAUCAAUUACUAUAACUCUCUCCAUGCUUCUUGGAUUAUUCAGAGAUCGAAAAUUAAUUGGCUAAAAAAUGGUGAGGAUGACCUGAAGUUUUUGUAUUCCAAGAUCAGGAAUAGGAAAGCUUUUAAUGGUAGCUCUCUUGUGGCUGCUACUCAACAUAAUCAUGAUCAAGAGAAUAGUAACAUUCCUAGUAUCAUCCAGCUUUUCCAAAAGCUUUACAACUCUGCACCUCCUGAAAUUAAUGAUGUUGGUAUUAUUCCUAAAGGCAAAACUUUAUCUGAAGAGGCUUUCAAUUCUUUAGUGAAACUUGUCACUAAUGAGGAAAUUCGUUUAGCCAUUAACUCUGGCAGUUCUAACUCGGCGCCGGGACCUGAUGGAUUUAAUUUUGAUUUCUAUAAAAAAACUUGGAGCAUUACUGGCCCUCUUGUCUGUAAGGCCAUUAAAUCCUUUUUUUGUAAAUGCUAUUUACCUAUCAGUGCCAAGGCUACUGCCAUUGCACUUGUUCCUAAGAGAUCUCAUGCUGAAAACCUUCAAGAUUUUCGGCCAAUUUCUCUGUGCAAUGUCUUUCACAAAAUUAUUGCAAAAAUAUUGGCAACUCGUAUGAAAAAUAUUAUGCCUGAUAUCAUUGAGAUCAAUCAAGCAGCUUUUAUUCCCAAUAGAGUUAUCUCUGAUAACUCCAUCUUGGCUAUGGAAAUUAUUAAUCUUUUCAAAAAGCAUUAUAAGCUGGAUCUAUUUUGUGCUAAAUAUGAUAUUAGGAAGGCAUUUGAUAUAGUAUCCAGGAAAUUUCUUUUUGCUAGAAUGGCUGAUAAAGGUUUUCCCAUUAUUUUCAUUAAUUGGAUCAAAGCUUGUAUUAACGACAUUUAUUUCUCUAUUUGUCUGGAUGGAUCGAUGGAAGGAUUCUUUUCCUCUUCAACCGGACUAAGACAAGGUUGUCCACUUAGUCCCUUUUUAUUUUGUAUCGUCAUGGAUGCACUUUCAUGUCUUUUAGAUCAUAACUCUGAUGAUAAUGGGUUUGAGGGAUUCAAAAUGGAAAAUUUUCAAUUGACUCAUCUUUCUUAUGCGGAUGAUCUUUUGGUAUUUGGGAAGGCUGAAUCAAAUAAUUGUGCUAAGCUUAUGAGAACUCUUAGCCUAUUCUCCAAGCUUACUGGGUUGCAGUUGAAUUUACUGAAAAGUUCUAUUAUUAUUUCACCCCAUGUUUCUAACCCAAGUGUCAUUUCAAAUGAGCUGCAGAUUCACAAUAUUUCUACUAAGUUCUCUUACUUGGGAAUUCCUUUAUCUUUUAGUAGAAAUAAGAUUACUGAUUUUGCUCCUCUCUUGGAGAAAAUAACGGUAUUACUGUCAGGUUGGAAGGCUAGGACUCUCUCAUUUGCUGGCAGGUUGCAAUUCAUUAAAUAUACCAUAAUCAACUCUGUGGCGUAUUGGAUUAGGAGCAUGAUUAUUCCUAAGUCUAUCUACAAGUACAUAGGAAAGUUAUGCUCUAAAUUUUUAUAUCAUGGGGACAUUGAUAGUAAAAAAAUUCACCUAAUCUCGUGGAAAAAUACUUGCAAACCGUAUUAUUUGGGUGGUUUGGGUAUUGCAUCUUUUCAAGCCUUAAAUUUUGCUUACAAUUGCAAUACUAUUAUGAGAUGUUACAAUUCAAUCUCUACACUUUCUAAGUGGCUGCUAGCUAGAUAUUCAUCUCCUUGGAAACCUACUCCAGCCUAUGCGACGGUGUUCUGGAAAAGCAUUUGUAAAACUGCUGUAGAGACAAGGGAGAAAUUCAAUUUUUUUAUUACUAACAAUAGUCCUAUUUCUAUUCUUUGGGACCAUUGGUGUUUGGGAAAUACUAUCUAUGAAAAAAUUCAAAACAGCCACAUUGAUUUAGCUAUUGACAGUCAGCUGGCGAGCUGGAUUAAUAAUGGGGAAUGGUGUAUUCCAGACACUGUUAAUUCCUCUAUUAGGAAUUUUAUCCUGAAUAUGCACAUUGAUAAUGAUGGUAAGAAGCAUAUAGGAUGGGAUAAGAAGGAAAAUGCUAAGUUUAAAGAUUUUUAUCUAUCUUAUUUUGCGAAUGAUAUCCAGUAUGAUUGGCACCAGUUGGUUUGGCAUUAUAAACAUGCUAUGAGGUAUUCUGUUUAUUCCUGGAUGGCGCUUAGAGGGGGAUUAAAAACGUGUGACGUUUUGGCUGUUAGGAAUAUCCAGGUCAAAGAUAACAUUUGCAAUCUUUGUUAUAGCAAUAUGGAGACUAUUUCACAAAUGUUAUUUGAAUGUGACUAUUCUUUUAAUGUGUUAGUAAAGCUGAUUCCUUCAUUCCAGACACAUUAUUUUAGGCCAACUGUUUACUUAGCUCUUCUUUAUAUUGAUAAUAAGGAUAAGGCUAAAAAGAUCAAGGCUGGUCGCCUUCUUAUUCUGAAUGCUAUUAUUUAUCAUAUCUGGAUUGAGAGGAAUAAUAGAAGGUUCAAGUCUUCUGCUUUAUGUGCCAAUUCUCUGAUAAAGAAAAUUUCAAAAAAUAUUAAUAUUAAGUUGAUGGGAUGGAAAAAUGGCAUUGAGGAAAACACGCGAUUACCGUCGGAAUUUCCGGCUGAUAUUUGUGCGCCGGUAAUCACGACGCAGGUAAUGGGGCAUUGUUGUGCCAGAAAACCUACGGCGGAUUUUCCGGCGCCAACGACGCCGGAAAUGCAGAAAAUCACCGGCAUAAUUACCGGCGGAUAUUACGUCGGGCUACUUAAACUCAGUGAAACAAAUCCGACGAAUGUUGCGCCAGAAACAUUACCGGCAUCGGAUCCGCCGGAAAAUCCGUCGGCGAAAGCCCUAUUUUCAUAA